This is a messenger RNA of Arachis ipaensis, 701 nucleotides long. Its product is annotated as dynein light chain 1, cytoplasmic-like. Gene Ontology annotation, biological process: microtubule-based process. Lineage: Eukaryota; Viridiplantae; Streptophyta; Magnoliopsida; Fabales; Fabaceae. Gene Ontology annotation, molecular function: dynein intermediate chain binding. The record is from RefSeq and is a predicted model, not a curated record. Gene Ontology annotation, cellular component: cytoplasmic dynein complex.
GUGAGUCAGUUUUUACGUUCUGAGUGUGUGCAUGAAAAACUUCAUAUUAAUUCAAGUCCAAUACGACACAGUCAACCGGUCAAAGUUCAAAUAAAUCGACAACACGCAACACCAACCACUUCUGUUCUUCUUCUUUCUUUGACUCCACUUCACCUUUUUUUUUCUUUUUGCCUCUCUAACAUAUCUUGAAUAAUUCUACGAGCAUGGAGAAAGAAAAGAAACAAGAAGAAAAGCUGGUGAAGAAGAAGAAAGCUAUUAUGCACGCUCAUGAUAACGAUAACACAGUGAUGAGAAUGGCUUCAAUUGCUAUAAGCUUGAACGCGAGGUUGAAAGCUUCUGACAUGCCUCUUCACAUGCAAGAACAUGCUCUUCACUACACAAGAUCACUUAUCACCCAUGGCCAUCACCACCAUCCUUCCAAUAAGCCCACACACACACACUUAGCAAGAGAACUCAAAAAGGAGUUCGAUUCGAUGUACGGACCAGCGUGGCACUGUGUGAUUGGGACGAGUUUCGGGUCUUAUGUGAGUCACACUGGUGGCGCAUUCUUCUACUUUUCCAUUGACUCACUCUCCGUUCUUCUCUUUAAAACGGAGGUUUACUUGGUCACGCCGCCACCACCACCUCCUCAUACCUUUUGUGCUAACCUUAAUAAAUGUGAUAUAUAUAUGCAUGGUUAUGAUUCUGGGUUAUAUAGAUAA